Messenger RNA from Leguminivora glycinivorella, 886 nucleotides. RefSeq lists its product as uncharacterized. The coding region runs from base 98 to 859 and encodes 253 amino acids. The transcript has 2 exons. Lineage: Eukaryota; Metazoa; Arthropoda; Insecta; Lepidoptera; Tortricidae. The record is from RefSeq and is a predicted model, not a curated record.
UGAAUAACAUAAAGUGGAAACUUUAAAUUAAAUAAAUUUUAUUAUGCCCAUAACAUUUUAAUAGAAGGCUGACAGAAAUUUAUUAUACAAUGAAAUCAUGGCGUGGUUUCCAAAACUGUUGCUUUUUUGUACCUUAAAAACAAUACUUAGUGAGUCACUCGAACAGCUAAAUCACCCUGAUAAUAAAGAAGUAAAUAAAUUCCUGGGAAAAGUAUUACAGGCCGAUAAUUUCGAAGAACUCGCCGAUAGAAUAGCAGACAAAGCGGUAAAGAAGAUUCAUGAUUUCCAGAAAACUUCAGCUAUUAAGAAAAUAGGUUCUGAAGAUGGAUUCUAUCGUAGCCAAAUGAAUCCUAGCGUGAAACCGAGAAUACCACAUAGUCUAGGGCACAACCAUAAGCAUGGUAAAAUUAACGUAGAUGCCGUUUUAAAAAAAGACAUACCCUUAGACGAUUUAAAAUUGAGAUAUAAAGUUCUAAAGAACCAACACGCGAGUUCGACUCCUCAAAUCGAAGAUAACAACCCUGUAAAAAUUCACUUAAAUGAAGAAAUAAGUGAAAAUGGGAAGAGCAACAAACCAAUCAGUGAUGAAAAUUUUCAGCAUCCGUUUGGGAAUGGACAAACCGUUUCUUGGGUUAAAAAAGGAAAAAAAACAGGAAAUGAUGAUUCAAGCUCAGAUAGCCGUGACACCAAUGGCGGGCGUGGUGAUGAAAAUGAUUCAAGAAAAAGAUAUCAAAUUUUGGGAACAACAAGAACAGAGGGAGACAAACAAUUUAUAUUAGAAGAUAACCCAGACUACAAAGAAUAUAAAGAAAUGGUGUCUAGAAUGGAAAUCUUAGGUGAUUUUGAAAAAACAGUAUAGUAACAGAUUAAAUAAUGUUUUGUUUUU